Molecule: messenger RNA, 2404 nt
Organism: Aspergillus heteromorphus CBS 117.55
Lineage: Eukaryota; Fungi; Ascomycota; Eurotiomycetes; Eurotiales; Aspergillaceae
Product: exosome nuclease subunit RRP6
Exons: 1
Coding region: 40-2358 (772 amino acids)
Biological process (GO): nuclear polyadenylation-dependent snoRNA catabolic process; nuclear polyadenylation-dependent CUT catabolic process; nuclear polyadenylation-dependent antisense transcript catabolic process
Cellular component (GO): nucleolus; nuclear exosome (RNase complex)
Molecular function (GO): nucleotide binding; nucleic acid binding; 3'-5'-RNA exonuclease activity
Source: RefSeq, a predicted model, not a curated record
UUAGUGUCCAACGGGCCCGUCUGGUCGCUGCUUUUCAUCAUGGACUCCGCGACUGAUUUCCCUCCGUUCCAGCAGCGGGUGCAGUCCUCGUUGAUGGAGGUGACCCGCACCGCCGGUCAGCUCUCAGCCCAAGAUCUCGAUUUCCACCGCUCCUCGAACGCGGAGGUCUCGGAUGCCUUGGAUGAGCAGAGCCUGCGACUCCUGUCUCUCACCUCGUCUAUCCUGAAAGCUGCGACUAUCGGUACGGAUGUGUCUGCGCCGACACUGGGCGAUGAGGAUUCUGUCGAAGACAACUGGCGCGGCGUGGUGGAUGUGAUCGAUGCGCUCUUGGAAAAGGCCGACGCGUGCUUGGAUGAAUUCACCGGCGUGAUCAAGAAAUUGAGCCCGUCCCAGCAGGAUCAGGCCGCCGCAAAGGCGGCGAAGAAGAGCGCCGCCAAGUUCCCCACCGUCUACGACUAUGGUCCGUCGAAGAUCCCCAAGCCUCAGUUGCUGUUUGAGCACCCCGCCGACAACACCGACACGUCGCCUUUCAAACCGCUGCUUCGAUCCAAGCCGCAUGCGAUUGUCUCACUGGAGGAUUCGAUUAAGCCCGCCGACACGGUGGCGGGAUAUGUCCACCCCUACCAGGCCGAGAUUCGUGCUGCGAAGUUUCCGGAGGCCUCGUAUAGUGUGUCGUCCCCUGUGGAUUAUCAGCCGUGGGAAUCGACAACCGCGACUUUCGUGGAUACUCAGGAAGGAGUGAAGGAGAUGCUGGGGGAGCUUAAGUCGGCGAAGGAGAUUGCGAUUGAUUUGGAGCAUCACGAUGUGCACUCAUACCAGGGUCUGGUUUCCUUGAUGCAGAUCAGCACCCGGGACAAGGAUUGGGUGGUGGACACGCUUCAGCCGUGGAGGGAGGAGCUUCAGGUUCUCAACGAAGUCUUUACGGAUCCGAACAUUCUCAAGGUCCUUCACGGUUCUUCCAUGGAUAUCAUCUGGCUUCAGCGUGACUUGGGAUUGUAUGUUGUUGGCAUGUUCGAUACGUAUCAUGCCGCCUGCGCCUUGAACUACCCGAAACGCAGCUUGAAGUACCUGCUGCAGAAGUUUGUCAACUUUGAAGCCGACAAGAAAUACCAGAUGGCCGACUGGCGCAUUCGGCCGAUCCCGGAGGGCAUGUUCGACUACGCCCGCUCGGAUACCCAUUACCUUCUCCACGUCUACGACCAUAUCCGCAAUGAGCUCGUCGAAAACUCCACCCCCGACAACAACCUCGUCGACUACGUUUCGGAACAGUCCAAGAAGGAAGCGUUGCAGGUGUAUGAGCGUCCCGUCUACGACGCUGCGACCGGACAGGGACCGGGCGGUUGGUAUGAUCUUCUGUCUCGCAACCCGAUCGUGGUCAACAGGGAGCAGUUUGCCGUGUUCAAGGCGGUGCACCAGUGGCGCGAUGAGGUUGCCAGAGAAGAGGAUGAAGGCGUGCAGUGUGUAUUCCCGAAGCACGUUCUUUUCCGCGUCGCUCAGGCCAUGCCGCUCGACCUGGGCACCCUGUUCCGCACACUGUCGCCUGUGACGCCAAUCACGCAGAACCGGGCCGUCGAUCUCCUGGAAGUCAUUAAGAACGCGAAGCUUGAAGGUGCCGAAGGGCCCGAAUGGCGCGACGUGUACGUCAAGCCGACAAGAGGAACUCAAGUCAGACCAGCAACAGAAUCGGCAGAGCCUUUGACGGAGUCAGACGACAUCCUCCCCAUCGCCGCCCGCUACGAAGUAUCUCAAUUCUGGGGCUCCGUCCUCGACUCGGAAGAACCGCCCGCCCACCCCGAAUACUCCGCCGUCGCCUCUGCGGAAGCGCUCCGCCUCUCCCUCCCUCUGCCACCUAUGCCGAGAACCGUUGCCGAAGCCCGCGAGAAGCUCGCUCCCGCCCCCGCCGCCGCUCCGCCCAAGCCCGUCGCAGCCCCCACCCCCGCCGUCGAAGAAGAGAAGGACGAGAACAAAUACUUCACCGUCAAAGAACGUGGUGGCCCGCGCAAGCGCAAGGCCCCCACCGCCGAGACGGUCGAGCAGUCCGCGUCAUCCGAACUCGACCCCACCACCGACGCCAGCUCCUCGCUAGACAUCGCCGACGAAAAGCCGUCCAAGAAACAGCGCCGGAAAGAAAAGAAGGACAAGUCGGCGUCUCAACCCCCACAGCCCGAGAAGGCCGCCAAGGAAGAAGAGGCGCCCUUCAACUACGAGGGUGCCGCCACCGUGUUCAAUGCCGCCAAGUCCAAGUCCGGACUCCCGUCCAAGCGCGCCUACAACCCAUAUGCCAAGGCACUCGAGGCCCCGUCCGGGGUGCGCAAGCAGAAGCGCGAGAUUCCCGGCAAGGCGAUGACUUUCCGGUGAUGCUUGCCAUAGGUUCUUGAUUCUUGAUUCUUUUUUUUUUUUUUUU